Raphanus sativus (radish) is the source of this 1154-nucleotide messenger RNA. Its product is annotated as protein BRASSINOSTEROID INSENSITIVE 1-like. Gene Ontology annotation, molecular function: ATP binding; protein kinase activity. The coding region runs from base 1 to 927 and encodes 308 amino acids. Lineage: Eukaryota; Viridiplantae; Streptophyta; Magnoliopsida; Brassicales; Brassicaceae. Gene Ontology annotation, biological process: protein phosphorylation. The transcript is spliced from 2 exons. The record is from RefSeq and is a predicted model, not a curated record.
AUGGGCCUUCAGAAGUGGGGAAGAGACUGGAGUGUGGGUUGGCGAAAGAGUCUACUUGUUUACGCAGUUAUCAAAUUCCAAAUUAGUGGUCAAGGCGAUAGAGAGUUCAAGGCUGAGAUGGAGACGAUAGGGCAGAUCAAACACAGGAACCUUGUUCCGCUUCUCGGUUACUGCAAAGUCGGAGAAGAGCGGCUACUUGUGUACGAGUUCAUGAAGUAUGGGAGCUUGGAAGAUGUAUUGCACGACCCCAAGAAAGCUGGCGUGAAACUGAACUGGUCCAUGCGACGGAAAAUCGCCAUUGGAUCGGCUAGAGGGCUUGCCUUUCUUCACCAUAACUGCAGUCCGCAUAUCAUCCACAGAGACAUGAAAUCGAGCAACGUGUUGCUGGACGAAAACUUGGAAGCUCGGGUUUCAGAUUUUGGGAUGGCGCGGCUGAUGAGCGCGAUGGACACGCAUUUAAGCGUCAGUACGUUAGCCGGAACGCCAGGUUAUGUUCCUCCUGAAUAUUACCAAAGCUUCAGGUGUUCAAAAAAAGGAGACGUUUAUAGCUACGGCGUGGUGUUGCUCGAGUUGCUUACGGGUAAAAGACCAACCGAUUCGCCGGAUUUUGGAGAUAAUAACCUGGUUGGAUGGGUGAAACAGCAUGCAAAACUGCGGGUUAGCGAUGUGUUUGAUCAAGAGCUAAUGAAGGAAGAUCCAGCACUAGAGACAGAACUUAUACAGCACCUGAAAAUUGCAAUGGCGUGUUUGGAUGAUCGGGAUUGGAAGCGACCGACCAUGAUACAAGUCAUGGCAAAGUUUAAGUUGAUACAAGCUGAGUUGGGUCUAGAUUCGCAGUCGACGAUCGGAUCAAUAGAGGAUGGAGGAUUCAGUACGAUAGAGAUGGUUGAUAUGAGUAUUCAAGAAGUGCCUGAAGGAAAAUUCUGAAAAGCUUUAGAAACAGAGAACCAAACCAGAUUCUUUUGAACACUCCAAUUUUCCUUUGGUCUUAAUCUUUUUGUAUUUUUUCUACUGUAUUCUAAAAUGUAUGUAUGUAUUUAUGUUGUUUAUACAUAAGACCGGAUGUUUGGUUCGUUCGGACUUGGGGAUGGAGAAGAGAAAAAAGAGUAGCAACUUUGUUAAGAAUAUGUAAAUACACAGUUUUUCUUCUGUAA